Messenger RNA from Anopheles merus, 2115 nucleotides. Its product is annotated as phenoloxidase-activating factor 3-like. NCBI's taxonomy places the organism in Eukaryota, Metazoa, Arthropoda, Insecta, Diptera, Culicidae. Gene Ontology annotation, molecular function: serine-type endopeptidase activity. The transcript is spliced from 5 exons. Gene Ontology annotation, biological process: proteolysis. The record is from RefSeq and is a predicted model, not a curated record. The coding region runs from base 15 to 965 and encodes 316 amino acids.
CAAUCGUUCUGAUAAUGCUGAGAGUAACAAUUCUACUGGUCGCGCUGCACGGCGCUCAUCAAGCAACGCUACAGUUGAAUAAGUGCUCCGGUGGUGACAUCUGUGUACCUAUUGUACAAUGCCCAAUAUUUGGGACUGAUCCACCUAUCACGUGGACACCGACGGCACAGGGCGAGUUUGAAAAGCGAGUGUGUGAGCAAGAAACCAAUAGUGAUAAUAAGACGAUAUACAAGGUAUGUUGCGAACCACCGGCUUCCGGCGAACCGAGCGGCGGUCGCAAGCGUGGCUUAGGAUUGCUUGACCUCAAAGGCUGUGGGAUGAACCGGAUGCACAGCAACGGAACCUUGGAAGAUAAUGGCAUUCUUGGGCAGCUGCCUUGGACGGCAUUGCUGAACACGAGCACCGGGGAGUUUGCCUGUGCUGCUAGUCUGAUCAGUGAACGCUACGUGCUGACCGGUGCCCACUGCAUAAAGAAUAGAGACGUGGCAUUUGUGCAGCUUCGAAAAAAGGAUUGUGAUGAGCAGGGCGUGUGUACACUGGCACCUCAAGUCAUCCCCGUCGAGCGUGCCAUCGUACACGAUGGCUUCAGUGCUCGGAAGAAAGUGAACGACAUUGCUCUGGUCCGUUUGACACAACACGUUUCGUUCAAUAACGAUGUGCUCCCGAUCUGUCUGCCAGUGGCUCCCGAAUACCAGCCAGCAGGAUCGAAUUACUUCACUGCUCGAGAUGGGCAGGAUUACGCUUCACUGAACACCGACACGAUCCCGAUCACGGAAGUUCAUCAACUGACGACUGAAAACUGUGAGAAUCGGUUACGAGAGCUGAUUAAAAGGCCACACCAGAUCCAGGAAUCUCAUAUCUGUGGGUACGAAGCGGACCGGUUCGAUCAGUGUGCUACCAGCGCCGGUGGACCGCUGGUAGCGCUCGACCGCUUCGGACGCAACGUGCAGCACGGGGUGUGUUAAAUAUUAAAAUAAAUAUUAACGGUCAAUUCGAUGGUACAGUGGUGCUUUCCGUCAAUCCCGAUAGAGGACACUAUCGAAGUGGAGUCGUGCUGAUAACGAUCGGGUCGAGCAAUCCCGAUAACACGAAAAUUCCCGAACGUGGCAAAGGUUACGAUCUUUAGCCAUUCUUUCACCGAUCCCCGAACCAAGCGACUGAUUUUUUAGCUACAAUAAACUAACUACGUUGCUUAAAAAACGCUUGUGUAUUUCAUAUUUAUUGUACAUUCGGGUGAACGAAAGAAUUCUGUUGAUAACGUUUCAACAUUCUAAAAAAUCAUUCGCUUUCGAUUAAUUAAUUUUCUCCACAUUGUGAUCCCUUGCUUCACCCGUUGCCGGCUAAUAAUGAUUCCUGAGACAAAUCGGAAUCACCGUGCUGAAGUGAAUACAAGACAAAUUACUGUGCGAGGAAAUAGGUUAUAAAGAUUACGCGCGUGUUUAAGAAAAGGACUACGGAUUAAGUUAAGUUAAUUGUGUUGUUUCCUUGCGCAUCUCACCCGUUGCCAGCGAUAUAAAGUUCCUGAGGAAAUUCGGAACAUAGUUGUGCUGAAGUGAAUUUGCAACAGGAUAAGUGAACCAUACAGAGGACUAAUUCGUAGUGCUUCAAUAGUUUAUGUGAAAUUAUUACGUUUCGCCAAAUGGAUAUGAAAUAUGUUGUUUCAAUAUGUGUUGUGUUGUUAAAGUUGCUUUGGAUAAUCAUUGCAAAUGAUUUAGGGAGAAGUGAAUCGCCAUUUCUAUCGGGGGAACAAAAAGGUCAUGCAGUGCACAUCAACCAGGCAGGGGAUGGCAACCUAUUAGUGCGCAAGAAAAUAUUCAGGCGUAAAAGAGCUAGAAGAAAAAUAGCAAAGGAUAGUUCAGGCAUUUACCCCAAAAUGCCAAAAGUAUGUGCGGUCGUGAACAAAACACCCAACUGCCACCAUCGAAUUGUACCAAUAAGAGUGUUUGCCUGGCUCGCAAACACUGGGGCCAGUGUUAAAUAUUAAAAUAAAUAUUAACGGUCAAUUCGAUGGUACAGUGGUGCUUUCCGUCAAUCCCGAUAGAGGACACUAUCGAAGUGGAGUCGUGCUGAUAACGAUCGGGUCGAGCAAUCCCGAUAACACGAAAAUUCCCGAAC